Messenger RNA from Trypanosoma cruzi, 1464 nucleotides. RefSeq names its product chaperone DnaJ protein, putative. The coding region runs from base 1 to 1464 and encodes 487 amino acids. Gene Ontology annotation, biological process: protein refolding. The transcript has a single exon. Gene Ontology annotation, molecular function: heat shock protein binding. NCBI's taxonomy places the organism in Eukaryota, Euglenozoa, Kinetoplastea, Trypanosomatida, Trypanosomatidae. The record is from RefSeq and is a predicted model, not a curated record. Gene Ontology annotation, cellular component: cytoplasm.
AUGCGGCAGUCUGCAUUGGCUGUUUUAUUGCCGCUUUUGCAACGGCACGCACAGUCCAUUCCUCGUCGUCACUUUAAUGUCAUCCAACGAGGUAACGAUCGCGAGGUGGAGUCGCUCUUUGCACUGCUUGGCUUUGGAAAAGAAAGCGAGGUGGAGCGCGUCCAUCGUACGCGUGAUGAACUUCGUCAGGGCUACUUGCGGGAGGCAAUGAAGCUUAAGGACCCACAGCGUAACGCGAAGGAUGCGGCGAAGCUUGCCGAUCUUCGGCGGGCGUACACUCUACUCUCCGAUGACCAGUUUCGUGCACGCUACGCGAGUCACCACUGCGUCUCACCCGACGCCACCCUUCACGUCCAUGUCGACGGCGGUCAGACAGCGGCAAACUUCAACCCUGAGCAUCAGUCGUUUGAAUUCGUUGACCACGCAAUUUCUUUUUCCUCAUCGUCGCUGUUAUCUUCCUGUGCGCAGCGGUCUUUUGGUGACUUUACGGGACCGUUUCAGUCCGCGACAGGGGUUUACAGCAGCCCAGCGGACGCACAUCCAUACCAGCCACGUGAAUCCAGCACCCCACAAAACGGGAACGGCAUUAACUUUAUGCUCCGGAUCUCCUUUGAUGAAAGUAUCCUUGGCUGCACAAAGUCAGCUGUGUAUGAAAAGGAUAUCACUUGUUCUCAUUGCAGCGGCGACGGUCGGCAGGUUUUAAAUAGGCCACGUAAAUGUCCACAAUGCCGUGGUCGUGGUUCCACGCAUUUGCCGAGUGCCACGUAUCAUAUCGAACGUUCGUGUGGGUACUGCGGUGGAAAAGGUGUGGCACCGCCACCGAAAUGUGGGAGAUGCGGAGGGGCUGGUGUUAUAAGGGGGCAUACCGUAAGUGUUCCUAUAGACGUGCGUCCGGGCACAACAACGAUGACAGUGAGGCGGUUUCGGGGUAAAGGACACGAUGGGGUACGCGGUGGUAACGCAGGGGAUCUCAUAGUGACGGUUUUGGUACAAGAGCACCGUCUUUUUCAUCGCGAUGGAAUUGAUCUUCACAUGGUGUUGCCCAUUCCGCUUUCUGUAGCGCUGCUUGGAGGCGUCGUGUCGGUACCAACUCUGCACGGAGCUCAAACGCUACGCAUACCUCCGUGCGUAAGAAAUGGGCAACGGCUGACCAUGGAUGGUCAGGGCGUUUGUCUUGACGGCGAAAGCGACGCCGCCGAAAAAAACGAAUUAGAGGCGUGUGAAGGCUCAGCGAACCCAAAACAGCAACAUUGCCAGCAACAGCGUCGGCGCGGCCAUCUGUACGUCCACCUGCUGGUGGUUAUCCCAAGGGGGGAGGAAUUGACAGGGGCGCAGAGGUGUGCCUUGGAGAGCUUCGCUGCCGAAGGGGAGGGUGGAAUCAACCAGGAGAACGGGGAAAAAGGGGAGCAGGAGACACCGGCAUCUUUGAAGCAGCGCUUUCGACACUGGAUGACGAGUCUAUAA